This is a messenger RNA of Vigna radiata var. radiata (mung bean), 1474 nucleotides long. RefSeq lists its product as uncharacterized. The coding region runs from base 18 to 1262 and encodes 414 amino acids. Gene Ontology annotation, molecular function: pantothenate kinase activity; ATP binding. Lineage: Eukaryota; Viridiplantae; Streptophyta; Magnoliopsida; Fabales; Fabaceae. The record is from RefSeq and is a predicted model, not a curated record. The transcript has 13 exons. Gene Ontology annotation, cellular component: nucleus; cytosol. Gene Ontology annotation, biological process: coenzyme A biosynthetic process.
UAUUUUAUACAGCACAAAUGCUAACAGUUUCAAUGGGAAUUGUAUCACCAACUCACUGUCUUCCAUCAAUCUCCUUAUAUGUUUAUGCUUCUUCUCUUACACUCUCAUGCAAGGCUAAGACCAUUCAUCAAUUCACAAAAUCUUCUGUUCACUCCAAAUCAUUAGAGGAAGCCAUGGGGGGUACAUCGCAGUUGGUGCCAUUGCCGUUGUUGGCGAAUGACAAAUACACAGCAAGCACCAUUCCUUGGAGGUUCCCUUCCGACGAUCCACACAUUCCCACUGCCACCGAGCUAUCUUGGAUUAAUCUCCUCCACAAUACUAUCCCCACCUUCAAGAAGCAUGCUGAGAAUGAUGCUUCUGUUCCUGAUGCUGCAAGUAAAGCUGAAACUUUUGCUCAAAGGUAUGCUAGAAUACUUGAAGAUUUCAAGCAAGAUCCCGCAGGUCAAGGCGAGCCUCUUGAUAUCUUUCUUCUAUGCAGACUUCGUGAGCAAGUCCUCAGGGAACUCGGAUUCUCAGAUAUCUUCAAGAAAAUAAAGGAUGUAGAGAAUACAAAUGCCAUGUCCCUAUUUGAGAAUGUUGUUCGUCUUAAUGAUGCCAUUGAAGAUGAAGAGAAACGCCUAGAAAAUUUAGUUAGAGGAGUUUUUGCAGGGAAUAUAUUUGAUCUUGGUGCAACACAGCUUGCGGAGGCUUUCUCCAAGGAUGGAGUGUCUUUUUUGUCUACAUGUCAAAAUCUUGUCCCUCGACCUUGGAUUAUUGAUGACCUUGAGACUUUCAAAGUGAACUGGAGCAAGAAGUCCUGGAAGAGGGUGAUCAUAUUUGUUGAUAACUCAGGUGCUGAUAUCAUUUUGGGUAUUCUGCCAUUUGCCAGGGAGCUCCUUCGUCGUGGGAGUCAGGUUAUAUUGGCUGCUAAUGAGUUACCUUCCCUCAAUGAUGUGACUUACUCUGAGCUAACUGAAAUUAUAUCAAAGUUAAAGGAUGAAGAAGGGUGUCUCAUGGGUGUCUCUACUUCAAAUCUUUUAAUUGCCAGUUCUGGGAAUGAUCUACCUAUUAUUGACCUUACAAGGGUGCCACAGGAACUAGCAUACCUCACCAACGAUGUAGAUCUUGUCAUCUUAGAAGGGAUGGGUCGUGGAAUAGAAACAAAUCUCUAUGCUCAGUUUAAAUGUGAUUCCCUCAAGAUGGCUAUGGUCAAACACCCAGAGGUUGCAGAAUUUCUUGGGUCACGUUUAUAUGAUUGCGUGAUCAAAUAUGAUGCAGUUUAGACUUUAAAUGAAGAGUGAUUAUACAUUUGCAAUUGGUCGGUGCUCAUUGACUUUGGGAAUUGAGAUUUAAUAUUAUUUUCAACCUAAAAUUUUAAGGUUGGCAAUCAUUUUUAUAUUUUACUUAACUUUCAUUUUGAUGACACGUGAAACUUUGUCUUAUGCAUGAACUCCAAAAAUUGAUUGAAUUAUAUAUAAAUUCAAUGAUUCAACUA